Paramisgurnus dabryanus is the source of this 1914-nucleotide messenger RNA. RefSeq names its product potassium voltage-gated channel, shaker-related subfamily, member 7 (gene kcna7). The record is from RefSeq and is a predicted model, not a curated record. Gene Ontology annotation, cellular component: voltage-gated potassium channel complex; membrane. Lineage: Eukaryota; Metazoa; Chordata; Actinopteri; Cypriniformes; Cobitidae. Gene Ontology annotation, biological process: action potential; potassium ion transmembrane transport; protein homooligomerization. Gene Ontology annotation, molecular function: delayed rectifier potassium channel activity; protein binding.
UACAAACAGUCUCCUAACUUCACUUCACAGAAGGCAGGACAGAGCUUAUGGUUCAAUGUGAACAGGAGAAAAUACCCCCGUUGGACACAUACCCUUCUCAUAGGGUAGUCAGACUGGCAAAGGGGGGAGAGAAGAUACGGACCUCAUGGUGUUGUAAAGAGAGAAUAUAGAAGAAACUAAGUUGUCCCAAGUACAGAUCAGAAAACCAGAGAAAGAAUAAAAGAUGGACAACCUUGGGAACAGUGGGGAAGGAUCAGACGAAGAAAAAGGGGCGAAAACUCAAGCAGAUGAAGACAUCAGUGAGAGUGACAAAAAGCUCAAGGAAGAGCGCAACAUGGCAGAGAAAGGUGACAAAGAGAAGGGUGACAAAAAGAGAGAACUUCGAAGAUCUGGUUCGUUGUGGAGAGGAGGUUGGGCGCUUUCUGAACGCUUGGCCAUCAACGUUUCAGGUAUGCGCUAUGAGACGCAGAUUCGGACCCUGUCCCAGUUUCCCGACUCUCUGCUUGGAGACCCAGAGCGUCGCCUGCAGUAUUUUGACCCUCUACGCAAUGAGAUCUUCCUGGACCGUAACCGAAUCUGCUUUGAUGCCAUCCUCUACUUCUAUCAGUCUGGUGGGCGCUUACGCCGGCCUGCCAACGUUCCCCUGGACAUUUUCAUGGAAGAACUGCGUUUUUAUGAGCUGGGAGAGGACAUCAUGACUCGGUUUAAGGAGGACGAGGGUUUUCCUAAAGAGGUUCCUCAGCCGUUGCCGGAUAACGAGAUCCAACGCAAGCUGUGGAUGCUCUUUGAACACCCAGAAUCUUCUGGUGGUGCCCGCAUCAUUGCCAUCAUCAGUGUGAUGGUGAUCGUUGUCUCCAUCCUCAUCUUCUGUUUGGAGACACUGCCUGACUUCAGAUCAGAGAAGGAGCUGAGAGAGCAAGUUGCAUACCAGCAUCAUCCCAGUAAUGGAAACAUAACCAUCCCUGGUUCCUCUCCAUUUCACGAUCCGUUCUUCCUGGUAGAGACCAUGUGCAUAUGCUGGUUCUCCUUUGAACUAGUGAUGCGCUUUAGCUGCUCUCCCAGUAAGAUGUACUUCUUCAAGGAUGUGAUGAACAUCAUUGACUUCUUUGCCAUCAUUCCCUACUUUGUCACGCUCGGAACCGAGCUGGCCAAGUCAAAGGGAGCCACGCCAACCAUGUCCCUGGCCAUCAUUAGGGUCAUCCGUCUGGUAAGAGUGUUUAGGAUCUUCAAGCUAUCUCGCCACUCCAAAGGCCUUCAAAUCUUGGGCCAGACACUAAAGGCCAGCUUAAGAGAACUGGCACUGCUCAUUUUCUUUCUCUUCAUCGGUGUCAUCAUAUUCUCCAGCGCUGUCUACUUUGCAGAAGUGGACAACGCAGAAACGACUUUCACCAGCAUCCCGGAAGCCUUCUGGUGGGCUGUGGUCACCAUGACAACAGUGGGAUACGGUGAUAUGACCCCGAUGACGGUGGGCGGAAAGCUGGUGGGUUCUAUGUGUGCUAUCGCUGGUGUGCUCACCAUCUCGCUUCCUGUUCCUGUCAUCGUUUCUAACUUCAGCUAUUUCUACCACCGUGAGAUGGAGUGCGAGGACAACCAGGAGUACACCCAUGUCAACACCUCCCUUUGGGAGAAGGAAGGAGGAAAGGACGAAGAAGACGACGACGAGGAAGGGCCAGAUGAACACAGGGACUAUGUUCCUCUUGAAGGAGACGUAGCGUACAGGGGGAUCUGUGGUCCUCUCAAUGGGACUCUCCUAACUGGGCUUUGUUCUGGGCAGGCUGGGGAGCAAAAAGAUGGGGUCAUUUGUCUACGGGAGCCAUUGGUCACCCAAGUAUGAGAAACUGGAGAUCAAAACGGGAAAACGAGAGAUGCCUUGUGUCGGGUUCAUUGGCUACUGGCUGACUGUGACUCUCUGAA